GUACGCCGCAUGCUACUCAAGAAACAACGUCCACACUUCGAUGGCUGUGAGUCGGAUGGCUCGAUUUCUUUCAGUCUGUGCUCAGCUGGACUCCGUGACGCCAGUCAACAAUGUUCUGGGCAGUCGUGCGCACCGGGCUGUUGUCGUGAUUGGUAGGAAGUACGGCUUUAAGAACAAGAUGCAGGACUCGUCGAAGCGGAAGACUUGCUAGGCUAGUGACAAGAAAAUCUGUUUCACUAGAAAUUAAACUAUGAUCCUGGCCUACGUAUAAAAUAACGUCAGUUAUCGUGGAUUCGUUACUGUGAGUCUGUGUUUCUACGGACGAAGAGGUCAUCUUCAAAACACGUCAGUAUGCUUGACCACAUACAUUAAAAGUAGAUUGUUUUCAAUCAGAAUGAUGAAGAUUUCGUCAGAAGUGAAAAAACUUCAAGUUGUCUACGUCUGGGUGACCAUCUUAUGCCUAGGGUGUGUGUCAGGAGAUAAGAUGUGGGCUCGUCAACGAACCUCCGAGACAGAAACCUUCACUAAACGAUCUCCCACAGUGGGCGAUUCAGUAGUGUCUUUCUUAAUAGGGGCCCUGAAGGCGGGAAAUAAAACAGGGGGCACCCAAUCGAUGACGACACAAGACGAGAGCCUGCGCAUCAGCGUGGUCGUGCGCCUGAAAGAAUUUAUAGAAAUAAUAAAAACGGAGUUUGAUAAGUUCAAAGACAAUUACCAUAAGCAUAAGAAACGAUGUCGCAAGAAUGAUAAAAGGUGGCGUCGACGUUACGGCAAUAAACGAAGAAGAAGAAAUAAAAAUCGUUUCCGUAAAACUCACCAUCAUCAUGGACGUGAGUCGUCGUCCGCUGGAACGCUGUUUCCUUUAAAAUCUGACUCGCCAUCAAUGAUAGUCACAACAACCAGUCACUUACAAAAAGGUUGGUGCCAAACAAAACCCAUGGUGCAACAGAUUCAGGAAGAGGGUUGCAUCUCUGCUGAAAUAUCGAACAACUUUUGUUACGGACAGUGCAAUUCAUUUUUCAUUCCAAAACCGGGAAAUGAUCUAACAGACGACAAUUCAGCAGCUUUCCGUUCGUGCCCUUUCUGCAAACCACGUAAAGUACAUUGGAUUACUGUUGUUCUACAAUGCCCAACAUUAACUCCACCUAUUCGUAUCAAACAAGUGAUGCACGUGGAAAAAUGUAGAUGUACUUCACAAAUUUCACAAUAAACCAGCGACAAUAAAGUUUCAACUUUAAAGAUAUGGAAAGUAAGGGCAGAGAAACCUUACGUUUUCAAUGAAUCGAUGUUGUGAUAAAGUCUUGGAAUGUUUCCAUGUAAAUUGUACAGUUGUAAAAGUAAAAUAUUAACUUACAAAAAAUUAUCUUUACAAGGUAGCCACACGUGCAUAUUCGAUAUUUCUUACGAGUUAGAAUUAUUUUUAUCUUUUUAUUAAUAUAUAUAUGCUUAUAAAAUCAUAUCGUUUUAUUCGUUCCCCUUCUCACUGUGGACACCUACAACACCUAUAUGUGUUUUGAAUCAAUAGUUUAUUACCAGAAAAACAUUAUCCCAUUAAAAGUAUCAACUCUUAAAAUUUCUAAAGAAUUGACUUUACUAAUUUUCAAGCUAUUUCUCUAAUCCGGUGUGGACUUCUUCUUCUCCCCUUAAUCCCUUCACGUGGGGUCAGAGCGUCUUCAUUUAAAUCUAUCGUUCACCACACUGAGGUCCACUUGAUUACUGUCCUCUUUAAUAAAAUUCUUCCAUCUAUUCCUCAGACUCCCUUUCCACCGCCUGUCGUUCACUUUCCUCCCUGCUGCCCAUUACUGUCCUCUUUAAUAAAAUUCUUCCAUCUGUUCCUCAGACUCCCUUUCCACCGCCUGUCGUUCACUUUCCUCCCUGCUGCCCAUUUCACCCAUCCUUUGCUGUCCUCACUUAUCCUUUGCACAUGCCAUACCACCUCAAUCUUAAUUCCUGCAUCUUCUUUCUGAUGUUACAACACUUCACCUACUGUCUAGUUUCUGCACUCGCUUGUGAUCUCAUAAAGUCACUCUUCUAAUGUAUCUCAGCCACCAAAUUUCUGUCACUUCUGAUCUUUUUAGAUGACACUUCUUCGCCACCCAAGUCUCGCACUAAAUACCAGAGCUGGCAAGACCAUCAUUUUGUACAAAAGACUAUUGAGCUUCAUUGACAAUCGUCUAUCAAAUACUAUCCCAGUAAUUUUCUGCCAAGUCACUUUGUAACCUGGCCUAUAUCUUUCUGUUCAGCUCCCUGUUCCCCUCUAUCCAACAUCCUAGGAACUUAAAACCCAUCCCUCUUCAAUCCCUACAUUCAGCUCAGUUGGAUUCACUGUUGACAAUACUAUCCUCACUUUUUUGAUCUGCUCAUCUUCGUUCCAUGUCUGCUCACUGCUUUCUUCCAUUUACACACCAUUUCCUCCAGCUCCUCCUCUGAGUCCGCUUCUAAUACUAUAUAAUCUGCAAAAAUCAGUUUUUAUGCCUUUUUCUAUAGCUAACUGGUUACGGAUAAUGACGAAUAUCAGUGAACUGAGCCUUGUUGUAGAUCAACCUUCACUUCAAAUGCCUCUGAGAGUCUAAAAUAAAUUUUUACUCUUGUCAUUGGUACUCUAUACAUGGCCAUGAUCGCACUUAUUAAUUGUUCUGACUAUCUAUACCUCAUCAGUAAACACGUUAAGUAAAAUAAGGUUUUAAUAUAUAUUUAUUAAGAACUCGUGUUCUUUUAAUGGCUGUUUUACACGCUUUAUUCAGGCUUCCUUUCAUGUUGUCUUGAUAAUUAAAUCAACAAAAAACAUAGUGUUAUUCAGUUAUACAGUUUGUUAAAUUGUCAUUAGUGGAAGAAUGUUGUUAUCAUACGAAAUUCAAAUGUAUCUUUUGUUUUAGUAUAUUACGUCAAAUUAAAAAAAGUUAUAAAAAUUACCCGUCCUUAGAUGUUUUGGACUCAUAAAUCACGAAAUUUAAAUAACUUUGCAAAGAGAUGAUCUUUUAUUUCAAUCAAUAUGUAAGUAAUGUACCAGUAGAUGGCAGCACUAAUAAAGAGCUCGCUGAUGUGUUCUAGAUUUGUCCAACGUGUAUAUAAUAUUCGCCAAAAAAAUGAGUUCAAAAAAAUUGGAUAACUUGUGUUUAUGCAAAUACUUUGUAUUUUCUGUGUUAUUUUCUUCGUAUUUAUAGGUAUGUGUGUACAUACACACACACACACACACACACAUAUAUAUAUAUAUAUAUAUAUAGUUCAUAAACGUGUUUUUUCUUCUUCCACAAGUACAAAGAUAUCCAGAUACGACGGAAUUUUGUUCAUAUUCACUUGCACGUGCCAAAAAUUAAAUGUCUGUAAGUAUGGUUAUAAACGUUAUCAUGUUGUUGUUGUUUUUUUUUUUAUUUAUGUACUUAUAUAUUUGUACAUUUAAGAAUCUCAAAGUUUAA
This is a messenger RNA of Limulus polyphemus (Atlantic horseshoe crab), 3416 nucleotides long. RefSeq lists its product as uncharacterized. The coding region runs from base 395 to 1210 and encodes 271 amino acids. The record is from RefSeq and is a predicted model, not a curated record. The transcript has 2 exons. Gene Ontology annotation, biological process: animal organ morphogenesis. NCBI's taxonomy places the organism in Eukaryota, Metazoa, Arthropoda, Merostomata, Xiphosura, Limulidae. Gene Ontology annotation, molecular function: receptor ligand activity; BMP binding.